CCAAUCCAAGAUCUUAAAACAGUCUCAUCCUCACUAGCAUGAACAUCUCACUCUGCUCACCUCCGAUACUCAGACUUUCUCAGUUUCUCAAUAACUGCACUACUCCACUGCAAUAUCUCUGAUGUUCAACCCUCACUUACCCUUUCAGUUCUUCGUAUCUCUACCUCAACAUCAACUCCAUUACAUCAACCCAAACGCCCGAACACCACUCUAAACCACACAUACAAAACACGCAACCUCACUUAAAUCCAAAAUGGGAAAGUCGUUCCAAAAAGUCAACGCCUGCUGUGCAGGCAACUUCGGAGAAAACAGCGAGAAGAUACCCCAGUGGCUGCGUGCAAACGGUGGCACGUAUUCGAAAGAGAUGAAUCCAGACAUUACUCAUUUAAUCACUACUGAAUCUGCAUUUAAGCGGAACGUUGAACCUGUUCAAGCUGCGAAACGGAUGAAGCAUGUGAAGAUCGUCUCGUACGAUUGGCUAGAGGACUCAUUGAUGUCCAAGACCCGUAGACCGAAGCGCGAGGGUCCUUAUCUCUGGGAGAAGUUACUGGGUAGAAAGACGAAGAAGAAAGCUACGAAGGCUGAUAAGAAGGGAAAGUCUACGAAGAGGCGUAAUGGCAGUGCAGCAAAGUCACUCGAGAAAACCCGGAAGGGAUCUCGUGCAGUUAUUGAUGAUAUGGCAAGAGCGGGCUAUCAUUUGUGCGCAGACAAGGAAACUGGUGUUACAUACUGUGCGACGCUUGUCCGACCAACGUCUGUGACUGGUCGUAAUGAAAAAUAUCAACUCAAACUUUAUGAAUCAAAUGCAGAACCACACGUAUACGCGACCUAUGUCAAAUACAGUCGUGUCGGCAAAUCAGGCACGGAGCUUGUGGCUCCGCGAGGAAGCAGUUUCGAUGUAGCUAUGACAGCGUACAAAAAGUUCUUUAAGAUAAAGACCGGGAAAAGUUGGGAUGAGAGGUUCGAUGGUAAACUACCUGAGGCUAAGAAGGAUCAUGAAGGAAAUGUUCUUCCGCCUGACGAGGGGUGGUUCCGUCAUGAGUUGCCUAAGGGUCUCCUUGCGAGCUUGCUCAUGCAGACAGAGAUCGCUGUUGCUGCGUCAAGUGCGCCGUGUUCAAAGGGGGAGGAUGACCAGUCUGAGGAUCGAACGGAAGAACCAAGUCCUGCUUUGCCAGUAAACAUCCCUGAAGACCCAAAGGAAGAGUACGACAAUAUAGCUCUUUCGGAUGAUAGCAACCAGGGCGAUGUUGACGAGGAGGGCUCUUGCCCUGAGGAGGAGAUGGAGUCCAUCACUGAGGCGGGCGAAGAAUGAGGUUGCAGUAUCGACGAUUGUGGCGUUCAUCGGGUGAUUGGGGUCCUGCUCGCACUUGGACAAGGGGAUCUGGGGGUCUAAACCGCUUAGUUCAGAAGGUUCUCAUCAUAAUGUUAUUGCUUCGUUUAGAUUCGGAUCACAUAACCGGGAAUCAAAAAUCGCCAGUCUAUAUUAAUCUCUCGUAUCUGAGUUUUCUAAAUGCUCUUGAUCCGAACCGUCGGCUUUUCGAUAUAUUACAGCAGCCUCAUAUUGUUUU
This is a messenger RNA of Paecilomyces variotii, 1568 nucleotides long. RefSeq lists its product as hypothetical. Lineage: Eukaryota; Fungi; Ascomycota; Eurotiomycetes; Eurotiales; Thermoascaceae. Bases 254 to 1312 code for a protein of 352 amino acids. The transcript has 5 exons. The record is from RefSeq and is a predicted model, not a curated record.